AUGACCUCGGAAAUAGCCGUUGCUUUGGUUCGUCCACCGUUGCAGGUUGGCGCGAAUCCUUCUACCUCCAUGGCGGCAUUGAUGCACACGAAUCCCGAGCCCAUCGCCGUCUCCAAUUCCAUCACCGGCCCUACCGCUUCUAUCGCGAACCCAGAGUCCAUCGCUUUUCUCAAACCACCAGGCAAACACGAUUCCAACUUGACCUCCAUCGCUAGCGCUGGUUUGCACGUUUCGCGAUCCCAAUCUCCCAUGGCGAGUCCCGCGGCAGCGCCGGCGGAUCGGCCGGUCGAUCAAGAAAGAGAAGCCGAACGAAACAGCUCACAGGUGGCUCGCGAAGCCUUGGGCGCGAGCGAGAAAUCGCCCGGUCCGUCAAUCCACGAGCCAUCCGUCCAUGCCUCUCCAGAGCAGAUGCAGGUCGACACACACCCGAACGAUACAUCAUCGGACCCGUACGGAUCAGCCGAUCACAAUCAGAACUCUUUAAUGCACACGUCUACGGUCGCGAGUCCCGGUCCGAUUGAAGAGUCUCUGCAGGGCGGAGACCGACCUCGCCCGCGGGAGGACACGGAGAUUGACCAAGAUAGCAACAAAGCCUUUUCCUAUCCCAUGCCCACUGGUGGCAUCAGCGAUCCGCGUCGAGGGCUGAGCUUACCCACCUCCGGGUAUAACAGAGGCGGUCCUCGCUCGCCCUCUGCGAAGAAGCAUCGCUGCCCUUAUUGCGCAACCGAGUUUACUAGGCAGCACAACCUCAAGAGCCAUCUUCUCACUCACAGUCAAGAAAAGCCGUUCGUUUGCCAAACCUGCCAGUCCCGAUUCCGUCGACUCCAUGAUUUGAAACGACACACCAAACUUCACACUGGCGAACGCCCACACACUUGCCCCAAAUGCGGGCGGCGAUUUGCUCGUGGUGACGCGCUCGCGCGACACAAUAAGGGUCAAGGCGGAUGCGCUGGUCGUCGGGCAAGCAUGGGAAGCUUCCACCCAGAUGAUGACUACGUUGACGGUCAACAUCCAGACGACGGAAUGGAUGGAGUAGUAUAUAUGGAGCCGGAGCGCAUGGACGAGGAAGAUGAGCGACGACUCGGCCUUCCCAACAUUCGCCGGCACGAGACUGAUCAACUGACUCGAUCCGAUUCUCCUCACACUGCUCGCCAACCGAGCACGUAUCCACCGAUCGCCGCUUAUCGUUCGAGUCUUCCUCUACCUCAGGGCACACAAGGUGGCUCGGGCGCAUCGAUGGCGGCGGCAACCUCACAGCCUCCCAACCACUCCUUCCCGCCCGCAGGACACUCGUCUGGAGCCGCCAUCUUCCCACCCUCGACAGUCAGCGACAGCCCGAGGCCGCUCUCUCCCAAUACUCUAUCACAGCACGACUCUAAUGCGCAACCACCCCACACCUCACAUUCCCCGGGGCUGGGCCAGUCGCUACCGCACCCACAGCCUUAUACGCGAACGAGUCAGUCCUCUGCGACAAACCAUGUACCGCCUACCAUUGGCCUUCCACCACCUCAAGCCGGCGUGCAUCUGCCUCCGCCCGUUAUCAACUCUCCGCAGACACGGUUCGACCCCCAGACUACCGCCAAGCACACACCCUCCUCGCACAGCCACUCUGGCAGCUACGGGUUCCCGGCCCCCAAAGUCGGGCUCGACGGAUCAGACCCUGCGGGCGGUGAGAUCGAGAAAUUGUGGGCAUUUGUGCACGACAUGCACAAGGAGUUGACGGGUCUGCGCACCGAAGUCGCAGCCCUACGCGCGCAUAUUGCAUCGACAAAUUCGACGGCUGCUCCCGUGCCGGUGGAGGUAAACCAGACCAAUCCCGCUCCGCGAUAA
Molecule: messenger RNA, 1830 nt
Organism: Penicillium cataractarum
Lineage: Eukaryota; Fungi; Ascomycota; Eurotiomycetes; Eurotiales; Aspergillaceae
Product: C2H2 zinc finger protein
Exons: 1
Coding region: 1-1830 (609 amino acids)
Biological process (GO): regulation of transcription by RNA polymerase II
Molecular function (GO): RNA polymerase II cis-regulatory region sequence-specific DNA binding; DNA-binding transcription factor activity, RNA polymerase II-specific
Source: RefSeq, a predicted model, not a curated record